CUCACACUCCUCACUGGGCUUACUUUCACACCCCAAAAACUCUAAUGGAAAAUUGCAGAAGGUCUCCAUUGAAGCCGUGGAAGAAAGGUCCAACAAGAGGCAAAGGCGGUCCUCAAAAUGCCAUGUGUGAGUACCGAGGGGUUCGUCAAAGAACAUGGGGCAAAUGGGUGGCAGAAAUAAGAGAACCCAAGAAGAGAACCAGACUAUGGUUGGGUUCUUUUGCCACUGCUGAAGAAGCUGCUAUGGCCUAUGAUGAGGCUGCAAGAAGAUUGUAUGGACCGGAUGCUUAUCUUAAUCUACCUCACCUUCAGUCUAACUUUAAUCCUCUAAACAAAUCACAGAAGCUCAAAUGGAUUCCUUCCAAGAACUUCAUUUCCAUGUUCCCUUCUUGUGGGCUGCUUAAUAUACAUGCACAGCCUAGCGUUCAUGUCAUCCAUCAGCGGCUCCAAGAACUCAAGAAUAACAGGCCCCUUCAUCAAUCCUCUGUCGCUUCUAGUUCUUCCUCCUCUGAAUCCAGAAAUGAAGUGAUGAUUGUAAGUGACGAAAACGUAGCAAAUCUCGCCGUAGCAGAGAAAGAUGUGGAAAUAUCAUCAGAGAAGAUGCUGAUAAGAAAUCAUGACGAGAAACCACAGAUUGAUCUGAACGAGUUCCUUCAGCAGCUGGGCAUACUGAAAGAAGAGAAACAGCCAGACAGCAAUGAUGUCGAAGAAUGUCUCACGGUGCCAGAAUCUUCACAAAAAUAUGAAAACGAACUUGCAGCAUUGGCAGACAAGAGUUUCAAUUGGGAUUCACUGAUUGAAAUGCAUGGAAUUACAGAUCAUCAAGCAGCAGAAUUAAAUAGUUUUCCAGUUUAUGACGUCCAAGAUGAGCCGGCUUUCCCAACUUCCAUUUGGAACUUCUAGGAGGAUAAAAUGAUUUAGGGAGAGUGCAAGCUAGCUUUGCUGCUUGCUUGUUUGGAACUAGAAUGUCUGCUUUCACAUAAUAAGGCCAUACUUAGAUUGUUCUAGAUCUACUGCCAUUUGAAUUGCUCUAUGAUAGUCGUUACUUCUGUUCA
Molecule: messenger RNA, 1054 nt
Organism: Populus nigra (black poplar)
Lineage: Eukaryota; Viridiplantae; Streptophyta; Magnoliopsida; Malpighiales; Salicaceae
Product: dehydration-responsive element-binding protein 2F-like
Exons: 1
Coding region: 45-902 (285 amino acids)
Biological process (GO): response to stress; positive regulation of DNA-templated transcription
Cellular component (GO): nucleus
Molecular function (GO): DNA-binding transcription factor activity; transcription cis-regulatory region binding
Source: RefSeq, a predicted model, not a curated record